AAAAGUAAACCGAUCGACUGUGAAUGCUUAUGCAUGUUGUGAAUGAAUUUCAAAAAUGUCAUUGGGAGUUUGUAAACAAAAAUAAUUCUUUGGUCAAGAAUAUUAAAUUUCUAGAAUUAUUGAUAUUUGUUGUUGUUUUAUUGUAUUAAAAAAUGACAAAUUAAAUGGGUGGUAAAAGUUACUAUUGCGACUAUUGCUGCUGUUUUCUCAAGAAUGACGUAAAUGUGCGCAAAACGCACAACUCAGGUUUAACUCAUAAUAUGGCAAAAUUACGUUAUAUGAGACGAUUCGAAGACCCUAGAAAAGUGCUGGAACAGGAAGUCAAUAAGGAGCCUUGCACGCGUUACUUAAACGGCAGAUAUUGCAAAUUCGAUUUAAUGUGCAAGUCGACGCAUUACAAUAAAGAGCAGUUAGAGCAGUUGCGUAAAAUAGUAAAACGUUUGGAAAAAUUUCAAAGGCCUAAAGUUAUUGGCAAACUGAAAAAUGACAAAAAAAGGAUGCUUCCAUGGCAUAGAAAUAGUGAAAAAAGUUAUAAAUUAAUGAAUAUCAAACGCUUACCAGAAUCACUGAGACCUAUAAACUUUGAUCGAUUCAAUGAUGAUUGCCUGAAACUCGAAUGGGGUUAGAAAAAAAAACCAUUGUCAAAUUGUUUAGAUUCUUGCAAUUUUUCAAUAAUAAAUUACUAUAGCAAUACAAAAUCUAA
This is a messenger RNA of Bactrocera oleae (olive fruit fly), 703 nucleotides long. RefSeq names its product zinc finger matrin-type protein 5. The record is from RefSeq and is a predicted model, not a curated record. Gene Ontology annotation, cellular component: nucleus; U12-type spliceosomal complex. Lineage: Eukaryota; Metazoa; Arthropoda; Insecta; Diptera; Tephritidae. Gene Ontology annotation, molecular function: nucleic acid binding; zinc ion binding.